Molecule: messenger RNA, 2103 nt
Organism: Hemibagrus wyckioides
Lineage: Eukaryota; Metazoa; Chordata; Actinopteri; Siluriformes; Bagridae
Gene: liat1
Product: ligand of ATE1
Exons: 2
Coding region: 286-879 (197 amino acids)
Biological process (GO): protein arginylation
Source: RefSeq, a predicted model, not a curated record
CGCCUUUAAACACUCUCUUUUUUUUUGACCUAUUAGUUCACUUCCAGUUUUCCCAGCUUUAAAUCUGAACAUUUCUAAAAAUGAUUUUAUUUAUAACUCUGGAGUGUUUCGCUCAUGGAGUGCAUUUCGUUUACACAAAACAUGGAGUUUUAAGUAUAGAGUAGAUUCUGAUUGUGCAAAACUGAUUGUGCAUCUUCGUUAAAUAGGCGUUUGCUUCUCGUUUAGCUUUUUUGGGCAAAAACACAAAUAAUGAGGUGACCGAGAUCUAUAAGGACUGUGUGUACCAUGGCAACUUUAACGGGGAAAUUGCGUGAUCCCCGGGAAGGGAUUCAAUCAACCAGGAGAGGAGAUCAUCACAAUACACCUGCCGCUGGGUCUGCUGGGAAAGAAGGGAAGAAGAAGAAGAGAAAAAACACGACUAAAGAGAAAAACAAACCCAUCUAUGAGCAAAAGAAAAGAGGACAUCCAAGCACCCCUUCCCAUUCCGAUGACUCGGAGAAACCCCAGACGCAGCAAUCAACCAACACAGAGCAGAGCAGUGACCUGAUCUAUGGCAAAGGCCAAGCCAAAGAGAGGAGUGCAAGGAAAUGCCGUAAAGGCAAAUCAACCCAGCCGGCUGUGGAGGAACCCCCAGCUCCAGAUAAAGAGGAUAAAACUGAUGUGAGCAGCCAAACACAGGAGAGCCUGAGAUGGGAAGGGGUUCUGGAUGAUCCAGUUGCUGAAGCAGAACGGCUGGAGGUCUACAAAGCUAACCGGCGUAAACGCUACAUGGCAUUCAAACAGACACUAUUAGAAAAUACCAAGGUGGCGUUGAGUUCUGAGUCAGAUGGGAAUAAACUGGGUAGAACAUGCAAGGCUGGUUCAGCAACCAUUAUGUAGAGAUCCGUUGUGGUGUCAUUUGUUAUGUUUUCUUACAUUUUUUUCAAUAUAGCAGCACAUACAUACAAUAUACACCGAUCAAGCAUAACAUUAUGAGCACUGACAGGUGAAGUGAAUAACACUGAUGAUUUCCUCAUCAUGGCACCUGUUAGUGGGUGGGAUAUAUUAGAUAGAAAGUGAACAUUUUGUCCUCAAAGUUGAUGUGUUAGAAGCAGGAAAAAUGGGCAAGCGUAAGGAUUUGAGCGAGUUUGACGAAGGGCCAAUUCGUGAUGUCUAGACGACUGGAUCAGAGCAUCUCCAAAACUGCAGCUCUUGUGGGGUGUUCCCAGUCUGCAGUGGUCAGUAUCUAUCAAAAGGGGUCCAAGAAAGGAACAGUGGUGAACUGGCGACAGGGUCAUGGGUGGGCAAGGCUCAUUGAUGCACGUAGGGAGCGAAGGCUGGCCCAUGUGAUCCGAUCCAACAGACGAGCUACUGUUGCUCAGACUGCUGAAGACGUUAAUGCUGAAGACGUUAAUGCUGGUUCUGAUAGAAAGGUGUCAGAAUACACAGUGCAUGAUAGGUCUGAUAGGUGAUUGCCAGCAAAAGGGAGACCAAUAUAAUAUUAGGCAGGUGGUCAUAAUGUUAUGCCAGGUCAGUGUGUAUUCUUUUUUUCUGAAAUACCAUUAAUGUAAUGUAUUCAUUGUUUCAAACUGCCUGCCAUUUAGCUAUGCCAUUAUGCUCCUCAAAAAAAAAAAAAAAAAAAACGGAGAAAGAAGAGACGUUCGUCGAGAUGCUUUUAUCUUCUCAUUCUCUGCAACGUUCUCAGAGCAGUCACAUGACUCUACACACAUUUACAUUACAUCCAGUAACCAAGCGCCAAAGGAUCAAAAUUAGACAUGCUGAUUAAUUUUGGUAAGAGGUGUUCUGAUAUAGAUAUUCUCUCUCCCCAGUCCAUCACAGUCAUAUAUAUAUAAUGUACCAGAGGGUAGAUAGCGCUUUACUCCAGGUGUGUUACAUUAGCAGUGCAGCUGCUUCACAUGCCUCAGAGAAAUCCUUCACAUUCCCUGGUUAGUAGCUGAUAGAGCUGGGUUCUGGAAGGAAUUUGCCAAACUGGAGAGAAAAAUGGGGGAAAAGCUAUUUUUGCAUACUAAUGGUCCUUGGCUAUCCUGAAAGAUCCACCAAGAGUUCUUUUCCCAUUUGGGAAAUGCACUGGAACUUAAUACAUUGUUGAAAAUGUACCUCAAA